GACGAGUUUCAAGAGUCUGAAAUUUCAUCAUUCCCGGCUUCAAACCAAAGCGUAACAGAGCUGGGAGAAAAGGAAGGAAAUGGAUUUUAUUUUUCCAUGCCUUAUUUUCCUCUUACAGUCAGCUGGAAAUGUGCUCUCCUAUGAGGAUGAAUCGCGACUGAUUAGAGACCUUUUUGAAAACUACAAUAAAGUUGUUCGUCCAGUUGACACAUUCAGUGAUAAAGUUGUGGUAACAGUCGGACUACAGCUUAUUCAGCUUAUUAAUGUGGAUGAGGUCAAUCAAAUUGUAUCAACUAAUGUCCGUGUGAAACAGCAAUGGGUGGAUGUGAACCUAAAAUGGAACCCAGCAAAUUAUGGUGGGAUACAGAAAAUUCUCGUUCCUUCCAGCGAUAUUUGGCGCCCAGAUUUAGUUCUUUACAACAAUGCAGAUGGUGACUUCGCAAUUGUCAAGGAUACUAAAAUCCUGCUGGAUUACACAGGGAAAAUUAUAUGGACACCUCCAGCUAUUUUUAAAAGCUACUGUGAAAUCAUAGUCACAUAUUUUCCAUUCGAUCAGCAGAACUGCAGCAUGAAGUUUGGUACUUGGACCUAUGAUGGCACGUUAGUAAUUUUAAACCCGGAGAGUGACCGGCCAGAUCUCAGUAAUUUCAUGGAGAGUGGAGAAUGGAUGAUGAAGGACUAUCGCUGCUGGAAGCAUUCGGUGAACUACACAUGCUGUCCUGAUGUCCCAUACUUAGACAUCACCUAUCACUUUGUCUUGCAGCGUCUUUCCCUUUACUUCGUUGUGAAUGUCAUAAUUCCCUGUCUGCUUUUCUCCUUCCUGACCGGUUUAGUCUUCUAUCUGCCCACUGAUUCAGGCGAGAAAAUGACGCUAAGCAUCUCUGUCCUGCUGUCCCUGACUGUGUUUCUUCUGGUUAUUGUUGAGCUGAUCCCUUCGACUUCCAGUGCGGUGCCGCUGAUUGGAAAAUACAUGUUAUUUACAAUGGUGCUAGUCAUAGCAUCUAUCAUUAUUACAGUCAUCGUAAUUAACACUCAUCAUCGAUCUCCAAGUACUCACACAAUGCCGCCUUGGGUGAGGAAGAUAUUUAUUGACACCAUCCCAAACCUGAUGUUCUUCUCUACAAUGAAACGCCCUUCACAAGAAAAACAAGGGCAGAAGAUUUUUGCAGAAGACAUUGACAUAUCAGAAAUUUCUGGGAAACUUGGUCCUGCCGCUGUGACCUACCAGUCCCCCAUCUUAAAGAACCCUGACGUGAAGAGUGCUAUAGAAGGGAUCAAAUAUAUUGCAGAGACCAUGAAAUCUGACCAGGAAUCCAAUAAGGCUUCGGAAGAAUGGAAGUUUGUAGCAAUGGUGCUGGAUCACGUUCUCCUCGGAGGCUUCUUUAUAGUUUGUGUCAUUGGAACAGCAGCAGUGUUUGCUGGUCGUCUUAUUGAGCUAAACUCACAGGAGUGAAUUGAGUUGGGACUUUGCUUCCAUUAAUGACUGGACAGAAACACUGAAGAAUAUCAAAGAUAGUACAAAGCGCUAUCAUUCAUUGAUGAUGAGGAUGAUAAUGAUGAUGAUGCUGAAUAUGGAAUAAUGUACUACGAUGGAGCCGCAACUGUGUAUAUAUGUUCUACUUAUCAACAACAAUGGAAUACAGCGAGAUUUAAUGAUGAUGAAGUUGAUGGAAUAUUAUACAAUAGCUGUACCAGCAGAGCCAGCCCUAACCAAUAUGAUGGCCUAGGCAAGAUUUUGGCUGGUACCCCCUAGAACCACUGCUAGUUCCGCCUCUGACCCUGAACCCCUUUCCCAUAACCAUUACCUCACAGUCAUAGCAAUCCUUAUUUUGGUGCGCCUACCCCUAUAUUUUAAAUAGGAACAAUGUGCACUUUCAACGCGAAUCCCAAAUAGGGGCGUGUUCUUUUGGGAAGGGGCAUGGCCACACAAUAGUAUCCCCAAUUCAAAUGACGCCACACAGUACUGCAACUUUAUUCACAUUAUAUCAUGCAAUAAUGUCCCUUCUUCGCGUUACAUCACACAGUAGUACCACUUUAACUUAUAUACAUUACUAAUCACAGUAGUGCUCCUUAUUCACGUUACAUCACAUAGUAGUAAAAAUUUACCUUUUAUACAUUACUCCUCCCAUUAUUCACAUUACAUCACACUGAAUUGAUCCUUAUUCACAUUACACCACACCACAUUGCUCUUUAUUUACAUUAGACAACACAGUAGUGCCCUUUCUAUACUUUAUGCUACACAGUAGAGCACCUUAUACACAUAAUGCUACACAUUAAUAAUGCCUUUUAUACACAUAAUACCACACAGCAAUGCCCCUUCACAUAUUACACACAUUAUUAAUGUCCACAUAAACAUAAUGCGCCUUACACAAUGGGGGUAAUUCAGACCUGAUUGUAGCAGCAGAUUUGUUAGCAGUUGGGCAAAACCAUGUGCACUGCAGGUGUGGCAGAUAUAACAUGUGCAGAGAGAGUUAGAUUUGGGUGGGUUAUUUCGUUUCUGGGCAGAGUAAAUAUUGCCUGCUUUAUUUUUACACUGCAAUUCAGAUUUCAGUUUGAACACACCCCACCCAAAUCUAACUCUCUCUGCACAUGUUAUAUCUGUUCCUCCUGCAGUGCACAUGGGGGUAAUUCCAAGUUGAUCGCAGCAGGAAUUUUGUUAGCAGUUGGGCAAAACCAUGUGCACUGCAGGGAAGGCAGAUAUAACAUGUACAGAAAGAGUUAGAUUUGGGUGGGUUAUUUUAUUUCUGUGCAGGGUAAAUACUGGCUGCUUUAUUUUUACACUGCAAAUUAGAUUGCAGAUUGAACACACC
Molecule: messenger RNA, 2810 nt
Organism: Pseudophryne corroboree (corroboree frog)
Lineage: Eukaryota; Metazoa; Chordata; Amphibia; Anura; Myobatrachidae
Product: acetylcholine receptor subunit alpha-1-B
Exons: 9
Coding region: 80-1453 (457 amino acids)
Biological process (GO): chemical synaptic transmission; regulation of membrane potential; signal transduction
Cellular component (GO): neuron projection; postsynaptic membrane; plasma membrane
Molecular function (GO): acetylcholine-gated monoatomic cation-selective channel activity; transmembrane signaling receptor activity
Source: RefSeq, a predicted model, not a curated record